This is a messenger RNA of Caenorhabditis remanei, 1515 nucleotides long. RefSeq lists its product as uncharacterized. Lineage: Eukaryota; Metazoa; Nematoda; Chromadorea; Rhabditida; Rhabditidae. The transcript has 3 exons. The coding region runs from base 1 to 1515 and encodes 504 amino acids. Gene Ontology annotation, molecular function: histone deacetylase activity. The record is from RefSeq and is a predicted model, not a curated record.
AUGGCAUCAGAAAGGCCUAUUUCACUAUUCGACGAUGACGAUCAAGAGAUCGAACCGGAUGGUGUCGACGUUGUGAAAAGGAAUGUUGCAUAUUAUUUCCACCCAGACGUCGGGCAUUUCCAUUAUGGUCAACUCCAUCCGAUGAAACCACAACGAUUGGUAGUUUGCAACGAUUUAGUUGUUUCCUACGAGAUGGCCAAAUACAUGACGAUAGUCGAAUCACCGAAACUAGAAGCAGAAGAUAUUGCAGUGUUUCACUCACAAGAUUAUGUCAAUUUCUUACAAACUGUCACUCCAAAACUAGCAUUGACGAUGCCCGAUGAAGUAUUACGAAAGUUUAAUAUUGGAGAAGAUUGUCCACUUUUCGCUGGAAUCUGGGAUUAUUGUACACUAUAUUCGGGUGGUUCUGUUGAAGGAGCUCGUCGAUUGAAUCAUGGAAUGAAUGACACUGUUAUCAAUUGGCCCGGUGGACUUCAUCAUGCGAAACGAUCAGAAGCUUCUGGUUUUUGUUAUGUUAAUGAUAUUGUUUUGGGCAUUCUUGAAUUGCUGAAAUAUCACAAACGAGUUCUAUAUAUUGAUAUUGACAUACAUCACGGAGACGGAGUACAAGAAGCAUUCAACAAUUCUGAUAGAGUCAUGACUGUCUCGUUUCACAGAUUCGGAAAUUAUUUUCCUGGAUCUGGAAGUAUUAUGGAUAAAGGUGUUGGACCUGGAAAGUAUUUCGCAAUUAAUGUUCCACUUAUGGCUGCGAUAAGAGAUGAACCUUACGUGAAGCUAUUCGAAAGUAUUAUUAGCAGUGUCGAUGAGAACUUCAAUCCAGAAGCGAUUGUUCUUCAAUGUGGAUCUGAUUCUUUAUGUGAAGAUCGAUUGGGGCAAUUCGCUUUAUCAUUCAAUGGCCACGCUCGAGCCGUGAAAUACGUGAAAAGUCUCGGAAAACCCCUGAUGGUUCUCGGUGGCGGUGGGUACACUCUUCGUAAUGUUGCUCGAUGUUGGGCACUCGAAACAGGUGUAAUUUUGGGACUUCGAAUGGGAGAUGAGAUACCUGGAACAUCACUUUACUCUCAUUACUUCACUCCGCGUCUUCUUCGUCCAAAUUUGCUACCGAAAAUGGCCGACGCUAAUUCAGCGGCUUAUUUACAAUCGAUUGAGCAGGAAACGCUGGAAUGUUUGAGAAUGAUUCGAGGAGCUCCGUCGGUUCAAAUGCAGAAUAUUGUUGGAAUUCGAUUAGAUGAGAUAGAGCAGAUUGAAGAAAAUGAAAGAGAAUCGCAGUCGACAAUUGAGCGAGAAGUAUACAAAGUGUCGGAGAAAAUGGAAGAAGAAUGCAUUGUGCAAGAACGUUCGAAAUCGCCAGCCGCCGCAUUUCCACCUGGACAAGAUCCACGAAGAAUCGGGCAAUAUUGGGGUUACGAAGGAUCUGAAUUAGCCCCGCCAAGAAGUCGAUCGGAUAUUAUUGAAGAGGAGAAAUAUGAAGAUCAAGACAGGCGGAAGAACCUGAAUAUUCCCGGGAUUCCUUGA